This is a messenger RNA of Sclerotinia sclerotiorum 1980 UF-70, 1344 nucleotides long. RefSeq lists its product as hypothetical. The coding region runs from base 1 to 1344 and encodes 447 amino acids. Gene Ontology annotation, molecular function: GTPase activity; translation elongation factor activity; GTP binding. Gene Ontology annotation, cellular component: mitochondrion. Lineage: Eukaryota; Fungi; Ascomycota; Leotiomycetes; Helotiales; Sclerotiniaceae. The record is from RefSeq and is a predicted model, not a curated record. The transcript is spliced from 3 exons. Gene Ontology annotation, biological process: mitochondrial translational elongation.
AUGCCGGCGUUUGCGAGAUCAGUUACUCCUUUCUUCCAGACCGCACGAUCGGCGCUGCGUCAAGGUAAUGCUGUCAGUCCCUUACAGCAUGCUUUGAGAAGACAAAAUGGAGCUGCUGUGAUCAAUGCUGCUCGUUCAUAUGCUACCGCUUUCGAGCGUUCGAAACCGCAUGUUAAUAUUGGUACAAUUGGUCACGUCGAUCAUGGAAAGACUACUUUGACGGCCGCCAUUACCAAGAGACAAGCAGAGAAGGGAAUGGCUAAUUUCCUCGAGUACGGUGCCAUUGACAAGGCUCCUGAAGAGCGAAAGCGUGGUAUCACCAUCUCCACUGCCCAUAUUGAAUAUGCUACCGAAGCUCGCCACUACUCCCACGUUGAUUGUCCCGGUCACGCAGAUUACAUUAAGAACAUGAUUACCGGAGCUGCAAACAUGGAUGGAGCCGUCAUUGUCGUUGCUGCUUCCGAUGGACAAAUGCCUCAAACCCGUGAGCAUCUUUUACUCGCCCGUCAAGUUGGUGUUCAAAAGAUUGUCGUUUUCGUCAACAAGGUCGAUGCUCUUGAGGACCCUGAGAUGUUGGAGUUGGUCGAGAUGGAGAUGCGUGAUCUCCUCACCACAUAUGGAUUUGAGGGAGAGGAGACACCUAUCAUUCUUGGUUCCGCCCUUUGCGCACUCGAGGGCCGCAGACCGGAACUCGGAACUGAGAAAAUCGAUGAAUUGAUGAAUGCAGUUGAUACCUGGAUCCCAACCCCACAACGUGAUCUCGACAAGCCUUUCCUCAUGUCCGUCGAAGAUGUUUUCUCUAUUCCCGGUCGUGGAACUGUUGCCUCCGGUCGUGUCGAGCGCGGUAUCCUCAAGAAGGAUUCAGAAGUCGAAAUUGUCGGAAAGGGAGACCAAGUUAUCAAGACAAAGGUUACUGAUAUCGAGACUUUCAAGAAGUCUUGCGACGAAUCCCGCGCAGGAGACAACUCCGGACUUUUGCUCCGUGGUAUCAAGCGUGAAGAUGUCCGACGUGGAAUGAUCAUUUCCGCCCCAGGAACCACCAAAGCACACACCAAAUUCCUCGUCUCAAUGUACGUCCUCACCAAGGAAGAAGGAGGACGCCACACGGGGUUCCACCAAAACUACCGCCCACAAAUCUUCAUCCGAACCGCCGACGAAGCCGCUGCCCUCCACUGGCCCGAGGGAACCGAAGACGCCGACUCCAAAAUGGUCAUGCCAGGUGACAACGUCGAGAUGCAAUGCGAGAUUGAGAAGCCCUGCGCCAUGGAAGUCGGUCAACGUUUCAACAUCCGUGAGGGAGGAAGAACCGUCGCCACUGGAUUGGUUACCAGAAUUAUCAAGUAA